CUAUUUGAUUAGAAGUAGCUGCAACUUUGUAAAGUGGAGUAAAUAUAUCACAAUCCUGAUUAUAUUUCUGAAGUUUUCACCAAGUGAUUCAGUGAACUUUCUCAUUCAAUUUCUGCCAUGAUGAAAAUGAAGGUGAUGUUCUUUUGCAUAUAAAGAAUGCCAGUAUGAUAAUUGUCGCUGGCAAUUUCAUUCAUGCAGAGGUAGAGUCGGUCUCCUCAAGCAAGAAGUGCAAAACGGUGAUUGUUGCUCCUUGUGUUGUGGUUGCUGCUGCACUCUUGUCCUCUGAUGCUAGGAGAUCAGUGGUUCUGGCGACGCGAGACAAGAGAAUAUGGUGUGUGCCUUUGACUGAUUCAAGAGAGGAAAAAAUUGACACGGACAAAGACAAUGCAUCAGAGGACAUUUUCGGAGAUCUGCUUCAAGAUGGUGUCGAAGUCCACAGAAGGACUGAAGGUGCAAGCUCAAAGCUAAAGCAACCAACAGACAAUGAAGUCAAUAAUAAAGUGGUCUGCCUGUCAUCUCAAGAUCUGGUUGUGUCUUUGGACUGUCCAGUACUGGACCUUUUGGUCGUCGGUAACCUUGUCUGUGUUCUUACCAGCGCUUCUGGUGGCGCCGUUGUACGUCUGUACCGACAGGAUGUGCUGCUUGUCAGACCGGCGGCGGCAACAGUGGCACCUGAGCUGUGUAUCCACACUGGGGUGAUGACCAAACUACUACUUGAAGGAGCCAAGGGGAGGCUUAUGCAUGUUGCUGUCUUGAGGGAGGAGUCAGGGUCAUUGUCUGAUGAUAUGAUGAGUCAAGCAAAGGCUCCGCUGUGCCUUGGCAGACAUUUGUUCACUUCGUUGUUUGGGACUGAGGCUACAAUUUUGAAAUCACCUGUUCUCAUGCUGAGUACUGCGAAUGGUUUCGUAUUUUCAUAUCCAAUAAAGUUGAGCUAUGAAGCAUCUCUGGAUACCCGUUUGGUGACCUGUCAGCUUGACCACAGGAUUACUAGUAUUGUGCUGCUCAAGGUAACUCACGGCCCGCCAGCUCACAGUGAAGAGAACAGUGCAGCAAUACUUGCCCUGGAAAAUGCUUUGCUGUCAGUUAGCCCAGAGGGUCAAUAUGGUGAAGAUUCAGAAGCAUUAUGUGUGUGCUCUGAGUCAGGAAACUGCUGCUUGUUCUUACCCUCAUCACAUGCUGCACAGAGUCCCGCCAUGCUAAGAUUUUCCACAACAUCUCCCAUCAAUUGUUGUGUCUUCAAAGAACCGUAUCUGGUCUACAGCACAGGGCACAGUAUCGAAGCAUGCAAACUCACGGUGCAAAGACAGCCUGGGAAAGCCACAGAUACUGUUCUGUCUGUUGCCACAACACUAUCGAGAAAGUCAGCCAUUGUACAGCUUGUACCAGGGUCUCUACACUCUAUGGGAUCAGCUUCAAAAGUCACAGGUAUCACUGGCAAUCUGGAUGUGGUUUCCAUUUCUGUGGAGGAGCAGGAUGCUGCUCAAAGUCAAAGUGUGACUGGGGAUGUGUCACUGAGGAGUGUCAUGGAGAAAAUCAAAGAAUCCUCUGUGGAAGUUAGUGAGAAGAAGAGUCAAAUGAAAGAAUAUGAUUCCUACAUUCAGCAGUUGAACAUUUUUGCCUCACUCCUAAUGCUUUGGGAGAAAAGGAAAAAGAAGCAUUCCUCCUCCACGGAUGAUCUUAUUGCUUGUACAUGCAGAAUCAUUUCUCAACAAGAUGGUUAUUCUCGUAAGUGGUUUAUAGAAGUGAAACUUAAAACAAACAAAAAGUGUUCUUUCUCCAGUGACUGGCUGAUCACAGUUAGUGUUGACACCUUCACUAUGACAGCAAAACACAAAUUAUGCACUUUCUCAUAUCCCCUAGUGAAAGGUCUUGAUACAAGCUCGAGCAUGGUGCUCUCGAUCCCUUUAGAGAAUGCCUUGGAGGCAAUGCCUUGGGGGCAGUCUGAACUCUCUGUUAUUUUUACUUUGAAGUCUGCUGAAUUCAUGCUGACCACAAAUUGCUUUGAUCAGAAUGUCAAAGGGUUAAAGGUGGAGGUGCACAGAGAGGUUGUGGAUGCUUUCCAUUUCCUGUCCAGACUUGACAUCGACUCUUCCAGUAGUAAUUCUCCAGGACACCAGAGCCUGUGGCUGCACGAAGAACUCAUAGCAUUGUCUCAGUCCAGGGAAAGACAUGGAGAACAGUCCAGGAGACUUGUAUCCACGGGGACAUCCCCAACUGUUGAAGCAGCUGUCCUUAUCCCUGACAUCAGAGAUCUAGCACUCAAAGAUGAAGAAGCUCAGAGGAGUGAACCAGUGGAUAUUCUCAAGCUCAUUCUACAUAACAGUAACAUGUCAGCCGAGAGCGUGAUGUCACCAUCAUGUCAAUUGGAAGGACCAGAUGGGGUCCAGGUGACCAUCUCCGUUGACCAUUGUGGGGACAUGCCUACUGCAACAUGCUCAGUUCAGGAAAAAGUCAAGUUUGUGGUGACACUGAGAAGCAGUGAUGCCAUCCUAGUGGCACAACUGAGGAAUGCCCUUGUUCGGAGAGUAAAGAGCCUCAUGGAGCAAAAGGACGAUGCAUCACUAGAGCCUAUGUCCAAUUUGAAGACGUUGUUGUCAGACUUACAGCGCACAAGACAACUCCUUCUCACAGCUAACCACACGGUGCAGGCACCGUCAGUGAGCGACAUUGAGGCUGCCAGUGUGCUCAGUGACAGUUUUGACAAGUGUAAACAUCUGUCUCUUUGUUUGAGGAACUAAUGUUUAUCAUUAUCCUUGACCACCAGCUUCCUGCGUGAGCCAGACAUUAUCUAAACUUGGAAUAUAAUUGAUGUUGAAUUGUUGAUCUAUUUGUCAUUGUUGUUGGAUCAGUCCUCUGGUCUUUGAGCCAUCCAAGUGCAUGUGUCUGAUCAGAAUACAUUAAAGAACCCUGCACAUGAUCUG
Molecule: messenger RNA, 2921 nt
Organism: Aplysia californica (California sea hare)
Lineage: Eukaryota; Metazoa; Mollusca; Gastropoda; Aplysiida; Aplysiidae
Exons: 11
Coding region: 165-2738 (857 amino acids)
Biological process (GO): interstrand cross-link repair
Cellular component (GO): nucleoplasm; Fanconi anaemia nuclear complex
Source: RefSeq, a predicted model, not a curated record